This is a messenger RNA of Aethina tumida (small hive beetle), 6805 nucleotides long. RefSeq names its product mediator of RNA polymerase II transcription subunit 13 (gene skd). Lineage: Eukaryota; Metazoa; Arthropoda; Insecta; Coleoptera; Nitidulidae. The transcript is spliced from 19 exons. Bases 58 to 6615 code for a protein of 2185 amino acids. Gene Ontology annotation, cellular component: mediator complex. Gene Ontology annotation, molecular function: transcription coregulator activity. The record is from RefSeq and is a predicted model, not a curated record. Gene Ontology annotation, biological process: regulation of transcription by RNA polymerase II.
ACGUGCAGUGCAUGGUUUUCAGUGUUGUGAACCGAAAUCAUUUAUAAUGGAUCAGCCAUGACGCACCCAAAUUUUCAAACUAACGGAGCCAGUUUAGAAGAUUGCCACACUAACUUCUUCGCUUUGACUGAACUAUCCGGCAUAAAAUGGCGUAAGCUGGUGUGGAGCGAGGGCGGCGCUGGCGGCACGCACGGUCACGGGGCGCCCGGCAGCGCCGGCCACGGUCUCGGACCGCCCAACGAGCCGCUCGAUGAUCCGGUGCUGCGCAGCUACGCGCGCUGCCUCGCCGCCGACAUACUGUGCGUGUGGCGGCGUGUCUCGACACCCCGUCCGACCGAUGGGUUCGAACUGGCGCCGCCACCGCCUGCCCAGCCGCCGCCCCUGAGUCUCGCCGCCUCGAAGGAGCUGUGGAUCUUCUGGUACGGCGAGGAACCCGAUCUCGGCGAUCUGGUAGCACCCGAACUCAACAUACCAGAUAGCGAACAGGGAUCGUGGGAGAACGGUUUAUCGUACGAGUGUCGUUCGUUGCUGUUCAAGGCGUUGCAUAACCUGAUAGAGCGAUGCCUGCUAUCACGCGACUUCAUCCGUCUGGGCAAGUGGUUUGUACAGCCGUGCGAGGGACCCUCAAGACGUUCGCAAGAGAUGGGAGGCUCCACCCAUCUGUCGUUCUCGUUCACGUUCUUCGUGCACGGCGAACGGUCGGUCUGCGCAAGCGUGGACGUCAGACAGCAUCCGCCGGUGAGGAGGUUGUCCCGCACCCACAUGUUGCAAGCGAAUUCUUCCACUUCCGGACUCAAAGUAAUUUUGGCGCCGUUUGGUUUGGCUGGAACCUUAACUGGUCAAAGUUUCAAGUCGCCAGAAGUGUGUUCCCGUCUCUUGGAAGAUUGGAGUCAAUUUUAUCCGUUGGACAAGUCCAGCAGUUUGACCGACAGCAGCGUCGUUGAGGUUGUGGUUGAUGGCGUCAAGAUGCGCUACCCUUCAUGCUAUGUACUGGUCACCGAUUUGGACGACAACGUCAACAGUACUAUCCUCAACAAUGCUGGACUUGGAGGCAGUUCACCGAUUGAACGUGGAAUGAAAAAUGGAACCAAUUCGCCAGUUAUGAUUCAAACGCCGCCUCCCUCGCCCAUCCAGAUCAGCAGCAAGGUGCCACAACCCGGUCCCUAUUCAGUCUCGGUAGAACACCUGGCGUCGAUGUCGCGCGAAGCUACGGCGGCGACGGUACUACCGGAACGGGCGUGGCAAGAAUGCGUCACGGGAGGAGCCCAAUCCAGCGUAGUGCAGACCGCUCCUGUACCCCCGACAGCCGCAUCCACCCCAGGGGGAGGAGUUACGACGACGAACCCGCCCCAUACUGGUGGGAAUCCGGCGCCGACGGAGUUCACCGGCAACUGGGACUUUGUGGAUCCGUCCCGACGGGCUACAUGCACGUGUUCCAAGCACAGAAAGACGGUCCCAUGUCCGGCGCUUCUAUCGACCAGUGCGGCGACAUUGCCUAUGUCCAGCAAAUGGCGCGACUCCGCAACGCUAGGCGGCAAGGGCCCCAGGGGCUUGGGAUCGGGGAGCGGCCGGGUACCCUUCCACAGACGCUCCCCGGCGCCUCCCCCAGUCGCGGCGCCGCCCGCCCCAUCGCCCACGAUGGACAGAUUUACUGGAUCAUACACACCGCAGGGCGGGCCACCCUCUUAUCCGCGAACCCAAGAAUCCAUGGCAAUACCGUCAGUCGGCAGUCCCGCAUCAGUAGCACCAUCUCCGCUGCCCAAUCCGAACUCGCAGCCGGCUUCGGUGCCGCCAAUCGACCACGCAAUGCCAACGCUCAGUCCUCACGCACCGGUUACGUGCACUUCACCAGCAGACAAGACUCAUACGCCAGAUGAGCCGCCUAAGAGCAUAGACAGCCCGAGGACCAACAGUCCAGCCGGUACGGCUGAUAUCAAGGAAGAAGUUUCAGCUAACGUUGCCAGUGUUCCGACUCUCAAGAGACCGAUACUGAGCAGCCGGGAGUACGAGGUGAUGCUGUGUGAAGAGGAGGAAACCCUCGAAAUGCUCUACGACUAUUCCACUCUCAAUGCAUGGUUGAACCAUCCCGUAAAGAAAUUCAAACCUGACACUAGAGAGAACAUGCGAAAUCGUCUGGGGAAAACGGAUCUCUACUCGUAUCACAAUUCUUUGUCGUCGAAUUUUAGCAACGACAUAUCGGGCAUGAAAAAUUCUCAAGUCACCAUCAAGCAAGAGAUUAAGCAAGAAAACAUGAGCAUGGAUACGGAACAAAUGGUGCAAGGUCAACCGCCACAUCCGCACGGUGUUAAACGACCCGGCGACCCUUACGAAUUUGACGAAGAGGGUGGAGGUCCCAACUGCAACAUGGACGGAUUCAAGAGAGGGCAAGUGCCUAUAAAAGAAGAACCGAAAGACAAGAAAGGCGCCGCCGAAAAUCUGUUCACUAGUGAAGGCAUUCAACCUUCCAUCAAAGACUUAGAUCAAAUAUUCGACAAUUCGGACGACACCAGCAGUGACGAAGCAAUGCAAACGCAAACACCGCCCGGUUCUACGCCUGUAAAUCACCACGACGACGGUAAACGAUUGUCUGGUUAUGGAAACUGUCAAAACAUGGGCAUUGUGCGGGCGGAAGAGCUUAUUAAAAUGUUUCCGACGCCACCCAGUUUGGAGCACAAUCCUAUCGCUUCGCCCUGUGGCCAGACUGAUCUCAUUAUGUCCACCUUCGAAUCUGAACUGGGCAUUAUCAAGAUCAAACAGGAGAUUUAUCCCAAUAUGGGCAGUCCACAAGAAGAAAAUAUCGAAGAUUGGAGUUACGUGUACAAAGCGCCUCAAGUAUAUCGUAUCGUGGGCUCCAGUAAAUACGCACCUCUGACCAACUUGCCGAGUCAGUCGUUGCCGCCAGUCACUACACCGUCGCAAUGCAUCUAUAAGCCCUCCUGGAUGCAACAUCACGCCGAAAAAACGGCUGCGUCGCAACAGCAGCAGCAGACCGGCUCGUCGAACGCCACUGGCAGUCAACCAGGCGGCGGCACCGCUCCUCACACACCCGGAAGCGCCGUCCCUCAAAACCAGCCACCGACGCCACUCCAACCAGGUACGAACGUAUUCGAAUAUCCAAAAUUUAUGUUCUAUUUCGUUACUAAUCGUUCAUUGAUAGUAGGAACUCCGUCUGCGCCGAAUCCAUUCCCGCCCAGUCCCUCGAUCCAUGGCGCACCAACACAGGGCAGUGGAGGCGGCUCGUUCCGCCUUCCCCCACCGCCUUACGAGAUGCCAUCACCCACCACCUCCACGGCCAGCUCGUACUUGAACAAGAAUCUGAACAGUGUGGAAGCGGCGCCCACGCCGACCGCCACUCACCGCACGCCGGAGGCCAGUUCUCUGGUUCUCAACAUUCUUCUCACCGACACCGCAUUCAACAUCUUCCGCGACCACAAUUUCGACAGUUGCACGCUUUGCGUCUGUGACGCCGCCGGAAAAGUGGUCGGCAAUAUUCGCGGAGCGGACUCGGGGAUUUAUCUUCUGAACUCGACUGCCGACAAGAUGCAUGCUGCGGCGCGAUCGACCAGUCCCUUUGGACACGGUCACGGGAUGGGCCAGCAACCGCCGCCCUACGGUAGCAUGUUGUCGCCGCAACACCAUCACGGCGGUGACGAAGAUCCCAUUCGAUGUAGCUGUGGUUUCUCGGCUGUCGUUAAUCGACAAUUGGCUCACGGUAGUGGCUUGUUUUACGAAGACGAAAUGGAAAUUACUGGAAUCGCCGAAGACCCAGGUGAGAAAAAGAAGCCGUCUUUGCUGUCCUUCCUCAUGAACAAUAAUUCGAUCAAGAUGGACGCGAGUUCACUAGACCGAGAACAAUUAGAUAACAUACCGCACAGUCUGUUGGAACUUGUCCGGGAACAGUGUGUUAUCGUACCGAAUUCUGCUAAUUCUUUAUACAGGGCGGCAAGAUACGUACGAACGAAAGUCGGUGUCUACAGCAACACUAUAAAUAUGCUAGAGUUCUCAGAUAGUAAUGAGGUGACAUCGAUAGCUCUCGAACAAAGCCGACACGCCAUGGACGCGAUGGGAAUGAGCAAGAUCGAGGAUACCGGUCAUAAGUCGAAGAGUCGUAGUGUUGGCGUGCAUAGAUGGCCAUAUCUUAGAGCGUCCGGACCACAGUGCAACCAAGACAUCGUCCGCGUUAUGAAAUCGUUGCAGCCUUUGCUACAAGAGGCGAUUCAAAAGAAAUGUCAAACUAGAUUGUGGGAGGCCCCGUCCGCAGUUAAAGGUCCACUUACGUGGCGACAGUUCCACCGUUUGGCCGGUCGCGGUACCGACGAUCGAUGCGAGCCACAACCCAUACCCUCUGUGAUCGUCGGCCACGACAAAGACUGGCUGUCACUGUCUCCCUAUGCGCUCCAACACUGGGAGACACUUCUGUUAGAACCGUAUUCUUAUGCCAGAGACGUGGCUUAUGUUGUGGUUGCACCUGACAACGAUGCAAUUUUACCGAGAGUUCGAACAUUCUUCAAAGAGUUGAGCACCGCAUACGAGAUGUGCAAACUCGGCCGCCACAGUCCCAUCACGAAAGUUUUGAGGGAUGGCAUUUUGAGAGUUGGCAAGACCGCCAAAUCAAAAAUUGGAAACGAACCAGUUGAAGAAUGGUUUACGUUGUUGGGCGAAGGAGAGACCAGUGACAUGUUAAAAUUAUAUGCUCAGGUUUGCAAACAUCAUCUUGCGCCGCAUUUACAACAAGUACCGAUGGAUAAAACUCUCCUCGACCCACCGAAGGAAAUUGACGAUAAGCCUACGCCUAGUCCAAUGCCACCUCCGAACACUCCAGACAAUAGUGGUACGUCCCAAUCCAUUAAUCCUGACAGAGCCCCAUCGACACCAAAAAGUGAAAUGGAUGAACAACAAUCGACAAAGGACUCAACACCAACCACGAACGUGCCUGAAACUUCUCAUGAUGACGACGAUAGAGAAACGCCUUCUAUUGUAGUUUAUUUGGUGGAACCUUUCACCUUUGGUUCCGACCAGCCCGAACUACAGAGACUCGCCUGUCUUGCUUUGCUCAGAUGUUUCCAAUCUGUGUCGUCGUCUUUACCCGAGAAUGUUCGUAACAACAUUACUGUGCAGAUUAUAUCGUUGGAGAGUAUAGUGGAAUUGAAUAAGUCAAGAGAUCAGAUUAGACACAGCGAUCACAUGCGUGCGCUAGCUUUAAAUAUUUUCUCACAGUGCAGACGAUUGUUGGUGCAUUCGAACAACGUGAAAUCUCUUACCGGAUUCGGGACGGCAGCCAUGGCGGAUCUUUUCCUCAAAAACAAAGAUGAAAAGAAUCGUGCCGCAUUCAAGAUGUACACGCCUCCAUACAUUCUCGCACCAAUGCGGGAAAAGGUGGAGGCAGCCGAAGCGUUCGGUAAAGGAGCGCUGGAUCAAGGCGCCGUCUUAUACUUAAGCUACUGUUUAUCUGAAGAUCAGAGCUGGCUUUUGGCCGUGGCGACCGACGAACGGGGCGAAAUAUUCGAAACCAUAACCAUCAACAUCGACAUCCCGAACAGAAGCAGAAGGAAAAAGGCUUCAGCCAGAAGAAUAGGCCUUGAGAAGUUAAUGAACUUCAUAUUGGGAGUGAUGUCGCAGAGCGUCAGGCCGUGGCGAUUGGUCGUAGGCAGGUUAGGCAGAAUAGGUCACGGUGAACUGAAGGGUUGGAGUUGGUUGUUGAGUAAGCAAAAUCUACUGAAGGCUUCCAAGAACCUGAAGGAGAUAUGCAACCAGUGUUCUAUCAUGUAUCCCAACUCAGUUCCUUGCAUACUAAGUGCUUGUUUAGUAAGCAUGGAACCAGAUUCUGCCUUGAGGCUCAUGCCUGACCAAUUUACACCAGAUGAAAGGUUCAGUCAAAUGUCGGUGAACUCCCAACUGCAAACACCGCAAGAUGUAAGUUGCACCCAUAUCUUGGUGUUCCCGACUAGCGCGACGACCCAAUCGUCGCAGACGGCCUUCCAAGAGACGCAUAUCACGGCAGAAAUGGACGAUUACGAGAUACUGAGGGCGCUGAACGAUGACGACAUGCCCGACGGCAUCGAUGGCAUGAACGAGUUCCUCGGUAACGAUAUCUUCUGGGGCGGUCAAAGUCCUACUGGUGAAGAUCGCCGCGAAGAAGGUGGCCCAGGAAGUCCGACUUGCGGUCCCAGUAGUGGCCGUCAAGGGUCACCGUUCGCGGGCGGACCGAAUUCUAAAGGAGUGGAACCACUGGAGGAGGUCGGCACCGUGCUCCAACAGCCAUUGGCCCUUGGUUAUCUCGUCUCGACCGCCCCCACCGGUCGCAUGCCGAGAUGGUUCUGGUCGGCGUGCCCGCACCUGGAGGGUAACUGCCCCGCUUUCCUGAAGAACGCGCUCCACCUGCACAGUCCGAACGUGCAACAGAACUCGGACGAUCCGUUUCAGCAGUCCGCGACGGUCACGUCACAUCAACUGGAUUCGCAGUUCACCACCGAUGUUUUAAGAUACGUUCUGGAGGGUUACAAUGCGCUCUCUUGGUUGGCGCUCGAUUCGAAUACGAAAGACCGUUUGUCAUGUCUGCCCGUUCACAUGCAGGUGCUCGUACAGCUCUACCACACGGCGGCCGCUCUCUUGUAAUGAAGCCACUGAAUUAACCAACAAAACAAUAUUGCGUGUUACAAACACAAUGGAUUGUGUGUAAAAUGUAAAAUUAUUGUUUUUAUACUUACUGGUUGUUUGUUGAUCAAACUCCGAUUUUUGUUGUUUUAUUUAUCUAUAUAUAUAACUUUAAAUUUUCUUUGUCAAAAAUUAAAUUUUAUUAACACCA